Cooperia oncophora is the source of this 810-nucleotide messenger RNA. The record is from the annotation of a GenBank genome assembly. Lineage: Eukaryota; Metazoa; Nematoda; Chromadorea; Rhabditida; Trichostrongylidae.
AUGCUGCGUGCAAGUAGAUCAAAGAUCAAAACCAUGCCACCCAAAGUACAACGUGCCAAGAAGGUUCUCAAAACCCUUUCUCAACCCAGCUCCACCUCCACUAGCAUUGUCAAUUCGCAGUGUAUUCUAUCUGAGUCAGCGAAUUUCGAAAAUAUGUCGGCAAUGGAACUCAUAAAAAAUAUUAUGGAGCUUAAUAGAGACCCUGCCAUUGAGAACAUGCUCAUCGCCCUUGCAGAGAAAAUACCUAAGGAGUUUACGGAUUUUCUCGAGAGCGACAAGCGUGACCGCAGCAUAGUAGACUGGAAAAACCUAAGAGCAGGCAACACGUCCUCAGCUGCCUUUCUGGAUUUCUUCCAAGAAAGUGGUCUCGAACAACACGUCCUCCAACCGACGCAUGGCAGCAACACCCUCGACUUGGUACUGUCCACUUCGCCCAGUAUACAAAACGUAUCACUUCGUCCUCCUCUUGCCAAUUCAGACCAUGCCUCCGUUCGCUUCGAGUUACUGGAGGGUUUCAGUUACGCUGCACUCCUCCCUACUCCUGAUUUUCUAAACGUGAACUAUGACCGCCUAAAUGAGUAUCUUUCGAAUGUUGAUUGGCUUGGUCUAUUCAACAACUACGUUUCCAUGGACGACAUUUAUCGGAGAUUCUGCAAGACCGUCUACAAGGCUUUGGCCUUAUUCGUUCCACUGAAGUUUCCUCAGCUUCGCCCUUUCAAGUAUCCAUUGCACAUCAGGAAUUUGUUGGCUCAGAAAGAACGCUUAUUUCGUAUUCUGGAUAAUCCCAUGAGUUGCCCACUAUACAGGAAA